Molecule: messenger RNA, 1733 nt
Organism: Balearica regulorum gibbericeps (East African grey crowned-crane)
Lineage: Eukaryota; Metazoa; Chordata; Aves; Gruiformes; Gruidae
Source: RefSeq, a predicted model, not a curated record
GUGAGGCUGGUGCCAGCAUUAUUCGAGUGUCAAAAGAAGCUCGGAAGAGGUUCUUGGGCCCACUCCACCCAUCUUUCAACUUAGUGAAGAUCAUUCGGAUCUGCCUGUCCAAGACUGUGCCAGAGAAUGGGCAUGAGGUUGCAGCAGGACGUUUGGGUAUUUCCCUGACACGGGUCUCAGAUGGAGAAAAUGUGAUACUGUCAGACUUCAAUUCCAAGGAGGAGCUGAUCCAGGCCUGUGUCUGCAGCACCUUUAUCCCUGUCUACUGUGGGCUGAUACCUCCAACCUUGCGUGGAGUGAGAUAUGUCGACGGGGGGAUUUCUGACAACUUGCCACGAUAUGAGCUGAAGAACACAAUCACAGUGUCUCCAUUCUCAGGAGAGAGUGACAUCUGUCCACGAGACAGUUCCACGAACAUGCAUGAGCUGAGAGUCACCAAUACAAGCAUCCAGUUCAACCUUCGCAACCUCUACCGCCUCUCAAAGGCCCUGUUUCCUCCAGAGCCACAGGUGCUGCGGGAUAUGUGUAAGCAGGGCUAUCGGGAUGCACUGCACUUCCUGAAGAAGAAUGGUCUCCUUCAUCGUCCAAGUCCUGCCCGUCCUCUCCUUGCCAUAGAAGCCCCUCCAGGAGAGAAGACAGACAAAGAAACAGAAGCUGAGGACCAACUAGAGGACAGUACUGCCCUUGCUGUUGUUGAAGAGCACAUCUUUGAACACUUGCCUCCCAGGCUGAACCAAGCUCUUCUGGAGGCUUGUGCUGAAAGAAGAAGUUUCUUGACUGGCAUCACCAACAUGCUGCCUAUACGUGUGGCCACAGCAAUGAUGGUCCCCUAUAUGCUGCCUUUGGAGUCUGCAGUUUCCUUCACUGUCAGGUUGCUGGAAUGGCUCCCAGAUAUCCCUGAGGAUAUUAGAUGGAUGAGGGAGCAGAUGACUGAAAUCUGCAACUAUCUUGUGAAGAAAGCCAAGAAGAAACUGGGCAGCCAUCUUUCAGCCAGGCUUUACUAUCACCUCGAGCUUGGAGGGCCCCAGAGCCUGGCAAUUUCUUCCACAUCAGCUUGUGGUGAAGCACUGCCUAUGUGGAUGAGAAGCAACCGUUCUCUAUCUGAUGUCAUGAUGAAGUGGGAGGAGUACCAGCGCCAGCUCAUGCUGGGCUUACUCUGCAUCAAUGUGGACAUGCAGGCCUCGCUCUUCCCUCGGGAAGGGUUUCAGAUAAAGCUUCCACCUCUAGACUGUGCAAAAGAGUGCCUGCCACUCUUCUGAGCCUGCUGCUGUGAGGGGAUGAGGGUGGGUGGGAAGGGAGAGCAUGUAGGGUGGGACCAGUCUCAUCCCUCAGCAGCCAGCUGCCCUGUGCUCCUAAAUAUGCUGCAAAGGGGACUUCCCUGGGGAUGGAGACUGGUCAAAUUGAUUGUAGCCAUUUGUUGCCCACUGGGCCAGGCAAGGGAUCUCCAUGUUUGAAGAUACGUGUGGGCUGAUACCUUGCUCUAGACUUGUGUUGAAGCCUGGCCAUUGCCUGUGGCCAGGCUGAUGUCGACCCAGCUGGGCUCUCCCAAAUAAUGCACUUUGAAUUGCCAUUGGCUUUUUACCGCCAAAUGAUCAGGGUGUAGAUGAUGCUCUCCAGUUCAUACAGCUUUUAGUUUCCUUUGUUUUUUAGAGCAUGAGUCUUGUUUUUUCUUAAAUCAUCUGGCAUCCCCUAGCUCUUUGUGCUACUGAAAGAUGAAGUAACUUCUUGCCAAA